This is a messenger RNA of Gigantopelta aegis, 2916 nucleotides long. Its product is annotated as fibrillin-3-like. The transcript is spliced from 25 exons. Gene Ontology annotation, molecular function: calcium ion binding; protein binding. The coding region runs from base 1 to 2916 and encodes 971 amino acids. Lineage: Eukaryota; Metazoa; Mollusca; Gastropoda; Neomphalida; Peltospiridae. The record is from RefSeq and is a predicted model, not a curated record.
AUGCUACCUGUAUCAACACUGCUGGCAAUUUUACUUGUACUUGUAACACUGGAUAUGAAGGAAAUGGAGAGUUCAUGUACAGACAUAGAUGAAUGCUUAACUAAUACUCAUAACUGUGAUAGUAAUGCUACCUGUAUCAACACUGCUGGCAAUUUCACAUGUACUUGUAACACUGGAUAUGAAGGAAAUGGAGAGUUUUGUACAGACAUAGACGAAUGCUUAACUAAUACUCAUAACUGUGAUAGUAAUGCUACCUGUAUCAACACUGCUGGCAAUUUCACAUGUACUUGUAACACUGGAUAUGAAGGAAAUGGAGAGUUGUGUACAGACAUAGAUGAAUGUUUAACUAAUACUCAUAACUGUGAUAGUAAUGCUACCUGUAUCAACACUGCUGGCAAUUUUACAUGUACUUGUAACACUGGAUAUGAAGGAAAUGGAGAGUCAUGUACAGACAUAGAUGAAUGUUUAACUAAUACUCAUAACUGUGAUAGUAAUGCUACCUGUAUCAACACUGCUGGCAAUUUCACAUGUACUUGUAACACUGGAUAUGAAGGAAAUGGAGAGUCAUGUACAGACAUAGACGAAUGCUUAACUAAUACUCAUAACUGUGAUAGUAAUGCUACCUGUAUCAACACUGCUGGAAAUUUUACAUGUACUUGUAACACUGGAUAUGAAGGAAAUGGAGAGUUUUGUACAGACAUAGAUGAAUGUUUAACUAAUACUCAUAACUGUGAUAGUAAUGCUACCUGUAUCAACACUGCUGGAAAUUUCACAUGUACUUGUAACACUGGAUAUGAAGGAAAUGGAGAGUCAUGUACAGACAUAGAUGAAUGUUUAACUAAUACUCAUAACUGUGAUAGUAAUGCUACCUGUAUCAACACUGCUGGAAAUUUUACAUGUACUUGUAACACUGGAUAUGAAGGAAAUGGAGAGUCAUGUACAGACAUAGAUGAAUGCUUAACUAAUACUCAUAACUGUGAUAGUAAUGCUACCUGUAUCAACACUGCUGGAAAUUUUACAUGUACUUGUAACACUGGAUAUGAAGGAAAUGGAGAGUUUUGUACAGACAUAGAUGAAUGUUUAACUAAUACUCAUAACUGUGAUAGUAAUGCUACCUGUAUCAACACUGCUGGCAAUUUCACAUGUACUUGUAACACUGGAUAUGAAGGAAAUGGAGAGUCAUGUACAGACAUAGAUGAAUGCUUAACUAAUACUCAUAACUGUGAUAGUAAUGCUACCUGUAUCAACACUGCUGGCAAUUUCACAUGUACUUGUAACACUGGAUAUGAAGGAAAUGGAGAGUCAUGUACAGACAUAGAUGAAUGCUUAACUAAUACUCAUAACUGUGAUAGUAAUGCUACCUGUAUCAACACUGCUGGCAAUUUCACAUGUACUUGUAACACUGGAUAUGAAGGAAAUGGAGAGUCAUGUACAGACAUAGAUGAAUGCUUAACUAAUACUCAUAACUGUGAUAGUAAUGCUACCUGUAUCAACACUGCUGGCAAUUUUACAUGUACUUGUAACACUGGAUAUGAAGGAAAUGGAGAGUCAUGUACAGACAUAGAUGAAUGCUUAACUAAUACUCAUAACUGUGAUAGUAAUGCUACCUGUAUCAACACUGCUGGUAAUUUCACAUGUACUUGUAACACUGGAUAUGAAGGAAAUGGAGAGUCAUGUACAGACAUAGAUGAAUGUUUAACUAAUACUCAUAACUGUGAUAGUAAUGCUACCUGUAUCAACACUGCUGGUAAUUUCACAUGUACUUGUAACACUGGAUAUGAAGGAAAUGGAGAGUCAUGUACAGACAUAGAUGAAUGCUUAACUAAUACUCAUAACUGUGAUAGUAAUGCUACCUGUAUCAACACUGCUGGCAAUUUCACAUGUACUUGUAACACUGGAUAUGAAGGAAAUGGAGAGUCAUGUACAGAUGAAUGCUUAACUAAUACUCAUAACUGUGAUAGUAAUGCUACCUGUAUCAACACUGCUGGCAAUUUCACAUGUACUUGUAACACUGGAUAUGAAGGAAAUGGAGAUAAUGCUACCUGUAUCAACACUGCUGGUAAUUUCACAUGUACUUGUAACACUGGAUAUGAAGGAAAUGGAGAGUCAUGUACAGACAUAGAUGAAUGCUUAACUAAUACUCAUAACUGUGAUAGUAAUGCUACCUGUAUCAACACUGCUGGCAAUUUCACAUGUACUUGUAACACUGGAUAUGAAGGAAAUGGAGAGUUGUGUACAGACAUAGAUGAAUGCUUAACUAAUACUCAUAACUGUGAUAGUAAUGCUACCUGUAUCAACACUGCUGGCAAUUUUACAUGUACUUGUAACACUGGAUAUGAAGGAAAUGGAGAGUCAUGUACAGACAUAGAUGAAUGCUUAACUAAUACUCAUAACUGUGAUAGUAAUGCUACCUGUAUCAACACUGCUGGCAAUUUCACAUGUACUUGUAACACUGGAUAUGAAGGAAAUGGAGAGUCAUGUACAGACAUAGAUGAAUGUUUAACUAAUACUCAUAACUGUGAUAGUAAUGCUACCUGUAUCAACACUGCUGGCAAUUUCACAUGUACUUGUAACACUGGAUAUGAAGGAAAUGGAGAGUCAUACAUAGACGAAUGCUUAACUAAUACUCAUAACUGUGAUAGUAAUGCUACCUGUAUCAACACUGCUGGCAAUUUCACAUGUACUUGUAACACUGGAUAUGAAGGAAAUGGAGAGUCAUGUACAGACAUAGACGAAUGCUUAACUAAUACUCAUAACUGUGAUAGUAAUGCUACCUGUAUCAACACUGCUGGUAAUUUCACAUGUACUUGUAACACUGGAUAUGAAGGAGAUAUAAGUCAUGUACAGGUAAUAUCAGUAGACAAUGUACUAGUAAUGGACUAUGGUCUGAGAUCAAUCAAAGUGCUUGCCCUUUAG